Messenger RNA from Geodia barretti, 281 nucleotides. Lineage: Eukaryota; Metazoa; Porifera; Demospongiae; Tetractinellida; Geodiidae. The record is from the annotation of a GenBank genome assembly.
UAUACGCAAGGGCUAGGAAUGGAGAAGACGCUCGUGUGUGUGUUUUUCGCUGCAACGGAGAGUUCAUCUGAAGCUUUUGACUCUUCUUGGAGUUCAGGAAAACCAGUGGUCAAGCCGAUCAUCGCCUCAUCAACACUGUUUUGGGGGUGAGGGCUGUAAUUCUCCUUGCACUUCCGCUUCAUGUGUGUGAUGAUGGGGAGAACCUUCUGCAGACAAUGGUACCCAGGCUCAUUCUGUGAAGGGUCCAAAAUUGUCGCCCUGCAUGAUUCUCUCUCAGUUUC